ACCUUCUGAGAGAACAGGGAGCUCUCCUUGUCCUCCAACAUGCACUUUGCCUCUCCUCUAUUCCUGACUGCAGGACGCGUUGGUGCGGUGGCCAGAUCUGACCGUGGAGAUGUGGACUUAAAGCUGGACCCACAUCGGGUCUGGGGACCUCCUGCUGUGGGCACCGACCCACCAAAAUGCACCUGAGCCGCCUUCCCCUGGCCGUGCCCUUUUGCCUCAGCUGCUACCUACCUCCAGCAACCACAGUGCAGCAUGGUGCCCUGCUGCCUCCAGGACCUGCCAGCACUGAGGACUUCCCUUGAGCUCUGGGCCCACCCUCUGCAGCUCCCAUUGCCAUGCAGCUGCUCUGGGUUUUUGUUACAGGCAGGGCUCUCAGCCCCGGGAUCGCAUCCUGGGGACACCCCUGCCGCCUGUGUCACCCCAUGCCUCAGUGCUGCUCCCUCCUCCGUCCCUCUGCUUUUCCUUUGGAAGAGGCUGGGGGCUCUCUGUUAAUAUUUCAGGCACGCAGACUGUCUCGUCAGGUCUGCUAUGCCAAUUAAGCAGUAAUCAUGCUGUAAUGAAUCAGUUGCUGAGCUCAUGCUGAAAGCCUUCACGGCUAGCAUGUUCCUCUCCCUUGGCUCUGUGCUGCAGAAAGGAAUGGCACAGACACAUCAGUGAUUAUUAUUACUUUUUUAAAUUUUUGGUGGUUUUUUUCCCAGAAUAUUUUAGCUUGGAGCUAGGAAUAUCCAAGCUGUUAUUCCCCCUCCCUCCUGUUUGGGCAGCACGAUGGCAAAGCGUAACGCUCAUCAGGACUCCUUGGCUCUCGUGUUUAGGUUUCCUAGGUGUAGAAACAUCUCUUUUUCUCCUCCUCUUCCGCCCCGGGAGAAACCUCUCGUAUCUUCAGCAGCCGCAGCAGCUGCUGGGAGGAAGCAGCCUGUCAGCAGGGAAAGGACUAAAAAUACCCAGCAGCAGGCUGAGUGCUGCUGGAAAGCUGUGUGCCUCCAUGCUGCCGGGGGGCAUGGGAUGGGUUUGGGAGGAUGGUCCUACUCCCAUGUCGUGCUUGGGUUUGGCUCUGAGCCUGAGGGCUGUUUCUCAUCUGUGCCUUUUCUCUCUGCAGAAGAUGCCCCAGGCUGGUGGGCCGUGGGCAGCUUGAUCUGGUGGGGGGCAAGCAGCCCAUGGCAGGGCUUGAGGCUGAGGGGCUUCACGGUCCCUUCCAGCCCAAGCUAUGCUCUCAAUGAGAAAGCAUCAAGGAAAGGGAGAACUUCUAGACCUUUGCUCAGGACAGCUCUUGAGAUGGUGAAACACAUGCAGCUCAGAUUUAUCACAUGGGAGGGAGGAACCAGUCUGCCCAGCCGCUCUGUUGACCCCACAAGCAGCAACUUCCCGUUGUGUUUGCGCUCUGGGGCUGCUGCAGGGAGCAGAGGAUUGCUUAUCUUUGCAGCACUUGUUUCUGUAUUUCUAAUAAGUGCUGCAGUGCUCUGCAGCUUUAAAGUCUCAGGAUGGGAUCUUCCAGGCGGGAUGCCCUGCAGUAAGCACCCUGCCUGGGUUCUUCUUUCUUGCAGAGCAAGGCUGGAGCAGAACACAUGGAAGGGUCUGUUAUAGGGUGUGCACUUCUGUGCUGCCUCCCACAGAGCUCUGUGCUGCGUGGCUCUUACCUGCUCUGACCCCCGUGGCUCCUGGUGCUCUCUGACCCUUCAGAUCCCCUUUGGCUGCACGGCCGCAUCCAUUGGGCUCGUUGUUGAGCUGUCCUGUGGGUAUCUGCCUGCAGCCAUAGCCGAUGGCCUGCUGUUCUUUCCCAGAGGGCUCAGUUUCAAGCUGGUGCCUCCACUUUGGGCUCACUGACCUGCAGCGCUGGGGCUCAGCAGCAUCCCCACCUUUCCUAACAUCUCCCAGCCACCCUGCGCUGCAAAGUUAAUAAACUUGUCACUUGAGCUCUGCCUGCACCAGCCAAGCCAUCAGCUAAAUUUGGGUGCUUAUGUUCACCCAGGCCAAGUAUCAGGUUAUCUGGAUCACAUGUGCUCCCAGCUGCUAUUUAACUCUGAAGCCUCUGGGAGACGCAGCACUUUACUAGCCCCGAUGAGGCCAGCUGUUUGGAUUUCAUAUUAUUUUUAUUAUAACAUUUUGGCACUGGUUCUUUCUCUUUUUUUUCUGGACUGUUUUUAAUUAAUAUCCUGCCAAAUCACUUAUCCCCACGGCCUGUCAGUGAGCUGCACCUGCUUUGGCCCUUCAAUCUGAUCACAAUGUUUCUGGUUCUUUCAGCCACCACGGAAUUAAGGGACUUUUUUGCCAAAGCCCGAAAUGGUUCAGUUCGGCUCAUCAAGGUGAUCAUCGAGGAAGAACAGCUCGUUUUGGGAGCACACAAGGAGCUGGCCCGGCGCUGGGACAUGGACUAUGAUGCCUUUGUGCUACCCUUGCUGGAUGAGCAGCAGCCGUGCUAUGUGCUGUACCGCCUGGACAGCCAGAACGCCCAGGGCUACGAGUGGCUCUUCAUCUCCUGGUCCCCUGAUAACUCCCCGGUUAGGCUGAAGAUGCUGUAUGCUGCAACCAGAGCAACGGUGAAGAAAGAAUUUGGAGGGGGGCAUAUAAAGGAUGAGAUGUUUGGAACAGUUAAGGAGGAUGUGUCCCUCAGUGGGUACCAGAAGCACGUAUCAUCCUGCUCUGCGCCCGCCCCGCUGACUGCAGCUGAGCAGGAGCUCCAGCAGAUCCGCAUCAAUGAGGUGAAGACAGAGAUCAGUGUGGAGAGCAAGCACCAGACCCUGCAGGGCCUGGCCUUUCCCCUGCAGCUGGAUGCGCAGCAGGCUAUCCAGGCACUGAAGCAGAAGAAAAUCAAUUACAUCCAGCUGAAGCUGGAUCUGGAGCGGGAGACCAUCGACCUGGUGCACACAAGCCCUACAGAGAUCACUGACCUGCCCAAGAGGAUCCCACAGGACUCUGCUCGCUACCACUUCUUCCUGUACAAGCAUUCACAUGAGGGAGACUACCUGGAGUCUGUUGUGUUCAUCUACUCCAUGCCUGGGUACAAAUGCAGCAUCAAGGAGCGCAUGCUCUACUCCAGCUGCAAGAGUCGGUUGCUCGACACCGUGGAGCAGGAGUUCUAUCUGGAGAUAGCGAAGAAGAUUGAGAUCGACGACGGCGCUGAGCUGACGGCAGAGUUCCUGUAUGACGAGGUGCACCCCAAGCAGCACGCCUUCAAGCAGGCCUUUGCCAAGCCCAAGGGGCCCGUGGGGAAACGGGGACAGAAGAGGCUGAUCAAAGGGCCAGGAGAGAACGGCGAGGACAGUUAGAUCCGGAUGAGGCAGGGACGGGUGGUGAAUGGACAGCAUCCCCCUGACGUUUCCCAGCUUCCACCCCUCCGUUCCAGGCCUUUCUGCUGACCUGGGGAUCUUUCCCUCCAUCUCAGCCUUCCCCUCCCCUUCUUUUCCCUUUUUCAUUCCUUUUUGAGCAUCAGGACGGGUUGUUUCUCCCGACGCAGAGCAGUGGGAUGGGGACAGGCUGUAGGUGUUUGUGUUUCUUUCUCCAUGUCCUUGUGCGAGCCUGGGAGCAACUGGGGAAGCAUGGGAGCAGCAGCACCAUGUCCCCAGCCUACCCUGGUUCCAGCUGGGACCAGUUUCCUUGGUUUACCUGUGCUGAGGGAAGGAUUCACUCACCUACAAGCUGCUCUAUGCAAAAGAAGGAGAUGGUACCUCGUGUUGGUUUAAUAGCAGAUUACAUUAAAUGCUUGUUUCCCUCCUCCCUCUUCCUACAGCCUUUGCUCAGCAGAGCCCCGCUGUGCAAGUCCUAUGGCUGCCCAAGCCUUUCCAGGCUGCAGCCCAGAUCCAUCUCUGAAGAGGGGACUUUAGUCCAGCACCUGGCAGGAGCAUUUGUCCCUGGUGAGAGACAGCCCCUUGUUCUAUCUGGAUUUGCCUUUUGGGGAGUACAGAUGCUUCUCCCUUCCCCUCUCACUCCCAGCUGUCAUACAGAGCAUCCUCAUGGCCGGGGCCCUGGACAUGCAAGCAGCAGCUGCCCAGUUCCUGACACUGCUGGUGGCUUCCCAUACAGCCACUCCGUGCUGUUCCCACCCAGCUCUGGGUCCCUGUGCCUCCUGGGCUGGGCUGGCUGUGAAGCCCCUAGGGUCUGAGCUGGGGCACAGGGAUGUGGCUCAAUGGACUUUGAAGCCAGUUUUUAAUGGGUAUGGGCAGAGGAAGGGCAGCACCCAGCUCUGCUUUGGUCCAUUCUUGGUGCAGGGCAAGGUCUGAGCUCCACCUGACUUUGGAGAAAGGUUACUGUGCCUGUUGGCAAUGUUUGGAUCCCCUUUCUGAUCCACCAAAGACAGCCUUUUCCCUCGAAGGGAGCUGUUACAGCCCUGCCUCAGCCCUGCGGCUGGGUUUGGGACAGGAGCCAGAACCCAUUCCAUGCCACCCCUGUCCCCUGUGCUGUCUGUCGUCCUACUUCAUCCUUCCCCAUUUCCUUCAUCCCCAUCCCUGUGCUUUUAUCAGCAUAGGGGUGCCUCAAUGUUUGUAGUGUGAUUGCAAGGCAGGGGCUGGCCUGACUGCUCCAUUAAUUCUGGGUGUUGUCAUCUGUGGGAUGAAUCUCUGGUCCAGGCUGGCACCCAGGUGAGAGAGGGGGUGGCUGAACAUUGCCCUUCGCAAGGAAAAGGGUGUGGGAAAUGGGAUAAAGCCCUGAGCCCCUGGAAGGCCACCCAGCUCCCACCCAAGUGGGCUGCCCCAAAUCCCUGCACAAGGAAGGUUGCCCCCAGGUAGGGCCAGCUGGGGCUCCAUGUGCUCACAGCAUAGAGGACAUCGCUGGUCACCAAGGGCUGUCCCCAGGGGUUGAGUUUGGCACUGUGGAUUUGGUUUUUCUUAGAGGACUUGGGGAGGAGAGCACCUUGCUGCUGGGUACCAGCGAGGCCUGCUUCCCCCACACCCUGGGCAGUGGUAACACCAGGGCUGCUCCUGUGCCCUUCCCCGCUCACCGGUGAAUGUGCCGAUGUUGCCUUGACCGUGUUGGGGUGCCCCAGUGAGGGGGGUGUGAAGCCUGGGGGGAGCGGAGCACACUGUACUGAAUGCUGUAUUUUCUAAAGAAUAAAGUAUUUUUAAAGCA
Messenger RNA from Meleagris gallopavo (turkey), 5058 nucleotides. The record is from RefSeq and is a predicted model, not a curated record. Lineage: Eukaryota; Metazoa; Chordata; Aves; Galliformes; Phasianidae.